UUGUAAAAUCUCAAAAUGAAUACAUGUACUGCCACACCAGCAUAUGUCAAUGCUCAAAAAGCUUAAUUGGUUGGAGAAAAUUUCUUCAUCCAAUAAUUUUAAGUUAGUUGUUUAGGUUAAUUCUCCUAUUACAUUGAAUCCAACAAAGAAGCUGCCAUCAUUGAUCCUAUGAGAGACUAUGAAGAAUACAUGUAUUAUAUUUUCCCUAAUAUUUAUUAGUAAAUUUUGUGAAACAAGAAAUUCUGUUCUCAAAUAUGUUAUUUUAACUCAUAUUCAUGCUGAUUUUGUUGCAGGACAUGUAGAUUUAGCUAAAAUUACUGGAGCUCAAAUAGUAUUGGGUCCCUAAGCUAUUACUUAAUAUUAAGCAAAAAUUGCAUAAGAUGAAGGUAAAUAAUAUUCUGAACUAUUAUUUAGAAUUAUUACCUUUAGGAAGCACAUCUCUUAGAGUUUUACAUACACCUGGUCAUACUAUGGAAUCUAGUUGUUUUGUUUUAGUAGUAGAUGGCAAAGACUAUGCAAUUUUUAGUGGAGAUUCUUUAUUUCUUGAAGAAGUAGGCAGACCUGAUUUAGCAUCUAAAUCUUCAGGUUUAACAACUCAAUAACUAGCCUCAUUACUUUAUCAUUCUCUGAGAAAUAAAAUUCUUAAACUUAAUGAUGAUGUCAUUCUCUAUCCUGGACAUGGAGCAGGAUCUGCUUGUGGAAAAGCUAUAGGAGCAGGAACUGUUAGUACUAUUGGUGAAUAGAAACUCAAAAAUUGGGCACUAUAAAAUAUUACUGAGGAAGAGUUUGUUACAACAUCAACCGAUAUACCUGCUCCUCCUCAGUAUUUCUUCCAUGAUGUUUAAUUAGUAAUUAUCUUAUAUAUCCAUAUCUUAGAAUCGUCAAGGAGCUAAUGAUCUUUAAAAUAUUAAAUCUAAAGUUACCAAAGCUUUAAGCUAUUAAGAAUUUACUUAAAUUGCUGCUGAAGGUGUUUUGAUAUUAGAUUCUAGAGAUAUUGUUACCAAAGGAAUUAUUAAAGGAUCCAUCAAUAUCACUUAAGUUGCCACUCUUGCUUCCUUUGUUGGUAUUCUCUUUAAGCCUGAUCAAAAAAUCAUUAUUGUUGCAGAUGAAGGCAAGGAAGAAUAAACUAUUAUCAGAUUACUUAGAAUUGGAUAUGAAAAUAUUCUUGGAUAUCUAGAAGGAGGAUUUGAUAAUUAUGUUAGAAAUGGAGGAGAAGUUUAACAAUUAAAUAUUGUUGAUUUGAAAGAUUUCUUAGAUACAAAAGGACAACCUUAAAAUCAUGUUUUCAUUGAUUGUAGAAAUCCUGUUGAAUUCAAAACCUCGGGAAUUGUUCCAGGAUCUUUAAUGAUUCCUCUAUUCUAAAUAGAGAAUUAAGUAUACAUUAAUCUUAUUCUAUAUAGCUUGAUUUGAUUCCUAAAGACAAGACAUUACAUAUCUACUGUCGUUCAGGAGCCAGAGCUAAAACUGCAGCUACCAUUCUAUUAAAACAUGGUUAUUCUGACUUUGUUCUUAUAUAGAAUGCUGGUCUUGAACAUAUUGUCAAGGAACAUCAAAUUCAAGUCCAAAAAAUUGAAUGAUUCCUAAUUAUACAUAACAAAUUAAUUUAAAUCAUUUACAUUUCCU
Messenger RNA from Paramecium sonneborni, 1623 nucleotides. Lineage: Eukaryota; Ciliophora; Oligohymenophorea; Peniculida; Parameciidae. The record is from the annotation of a GenBank genome assembly.